ACCACCGACUGCACGACCUCCAUCUCCACUCCAUCGUCUUGCCCGCCCUGCCGUCAAGAUGAGCUUCUUCCAAAAGCGCGGUCUCUCGACCCUCAUUCCCCCCAAGAUUGCUUCUCCCAAUGCUAUCGGCUCCUCUCCCAAUGCCGUCCGCAUGCAGAAGGUUGUGAGCUUCUACGAGAAGCUGCCCCGUGGCGCCGCUCCCGAGCCCGAAGCCAAGGGUCUUCUCGGACGCUAUGCAAAGAAGCACAUGGGAAAGAACCCCUCAGGAAGGCCGCUCGUUCACGUCAUUGGCGUCUUGAUCGCCUUUGGCUACGCACAAAACUACUACUUCCAUCUUCGCCACCACAAGAACAACGAGCACUAAGCGAGUCUUAUGCGCUGGCCAAUACGAGCGAAUAGACAGGAAUUGUAUAUGUAAAGUGUAGUUGGUGAAUGAAGCAUCUAGCCAAGACAGUCUCCUCUCCUAUCAUGCCUAUCAUGCGCCUCAUGUGUGGGUUUCUUGUUCAAGUUUCAAGCUCAACUGUUAUGGAUUGGCCCCCUCAAGUUUCAAUACGGCCCUGUAGUGGCUGCACCAUGAUGCGCAAGCAAACGCAUCGUCUCAGAAGGGGUGAAAAAUGCAUGUGCCUUAUCGCGA
This is a messenger RNA of Pyrenophora tritici-repentis Pt-1C-BFP, 634 nucleotides long. RefSeq names its product mitochondrial F1F0 ATP synthase subunit F. The record is from RefSeq and is a predicted model, not a curated record. Gene Ontology annotation, molecular function: proton-transporting ATP synthase activity, rotational mechanism. Lineage: Eukaryota; Fungi; Ascomycota; Dothideomycetes; Pleosporales; Pleosporaceae. Gene Ontology annotation, biological process: proton motive force-driven ATP synthesis.